Cataglyphis hispanica is the source of this 3088-nucleotide messenger RNA. RefSeq lists its product as uncharacterized. The record is from RefSeq and is a predicted model, not a curated record. Lineage: Eukaryota; Metazoa; Arthropoda; Insecta; Hymenoptera; Formicidae. The coding region runs from base 624 to 1484 and encodes 286 amino acids. The transcript has 6 exons.
UAAGCAUUUUAUUAUAAAUGCAAUUAUAGAUUUAUAGAUAUAUAUAGCAUAAUUUCAACAUUUUAUUUGAUCGGUUGCUCAAAUAAAUCGUGCAUAUUCUAACAACUGUCAACUGUGUUGCCAAAAUAGCCUAUUGCCUGUUACUUUCAAUUCAAUUUUGCCAUCUCCCAGAUUAUUCGAAGUGAACGAUACAGUGAAUUACAACUGACAUCAAAAUUCAGCCCGAAAGGACCCGGUUUUGCGGUUGCAUCAUGAGCGGAGUCAUCAUCGUCUCAUAUGUCGACUUGACUUACGCAACUAUUUCAGCUGCUAACCCACGCCAAAGUUUUAUGAGCAUAAGAUAAAGAAAGAAAAUAGUUUAUUCGAAUAAUCGACCGGUGUGAAAAGAGGACGAAAUGAUUCGGGGAACACAUAUGGCACGUGAUUGCAAUAAAUAGAAAGCACCUUCUUCUUCGUCCGAGGAAAUCGCGAAAUCCUUAAGCCCGAUUGGUCGACACCUUGUGUGGGAUCUCGUGGCAGCCCUUAUAGAUCGAUUGAAGCGGAUCCACGAUUCAAUCGUCGACCUGUGUUGAAACUAGCUGGAGCCAGUCGUAAGCACGCAAUUUGCGAGAGGUAUCGAAAGGAUGUUUUGGUGCUACAAGUUUUUCAGCUUUCUUCUUCUAUUUGGCAAUGUUGCGUAUGGCGAAACCUUGAAGAGCAGAGUACGACGCCAAGAUUCAUUCGCACAAAGUGGUCAACUGAUAGAUAACAUCUUUAAUAUUCCAAUCACUGCGAUUAAACAAACCGCCGCCGUCGCGCAUGUCUUUUCGCCGGAGAAUACACAGACAAUCGACAAUAUUGUUAAAAUCCCCGUCUCGACUCUAGAAGCUGUCGGCACACUUGUAAAAACUACAACGGAGCAAAGGCAGCAAAAUGCGGAGAGAAUUCGAAAUAAUCGUCAAGAGAGGAGGGAACGGUUGAUGGCCAUAAAGGAGCAGAAAAGGAAGCGAAAGCAGGAAAUUCAAGAUCAACGAACGCAAUUGACGAGAAUUGUCAGGCAUUAUAAGGAUCCAUUUGGAUUAAACGCGUGGAGCAAUCUUUUGUUUGGUCAUCACUCUAGAUUAGGUGGCAGGCUUCAUGGGGGCAAUGGCUUGCACGGUCACGGAAUUCACGGCAGUCACGGUGGACUUUUGGGAAACCGCCCGCAACACAUGUACGAGGUUCACGAGGAUAUUAAUGAGGAUACAUCCUUCUCUUGGCACGGACUGACCGCUGGAUUCGGUAGUUUCCAUGGAACUCGACCUUCUAGUACUGCCAUCAAAAUCGAGAAUAAGAUUGCUCCUCAAGAAGAGAGGCAGAAGACUUCCAAAUAUCCGAUCGUUGAUGUGAACUCCCAGAAUAAAAUCACGAAGAUUCGAAAUAAGCUAUUACAUGAAUACCACGACGACUCGCCGAUAGAAAAUAAAAUCGCACCGAGGAAUGGAAAAGUAUCAUUUGUGCGAUAAUAAAUGUAUAUACAGAAUAAUGUUAGGUAUAAUCUUCAUUUUUAAUAAGCGUUCGCAUCAUUCUUACGUCGCUCUGCAGAUUUUAUAUCUUGCUUUUAUUUUCACCAUACAAAUUUCUUUAUAAAUAUACAAUUUUGUUAAAUCUAUUAAACCGACAUACAAUGUUUAUAAUAAUAAUAAUAAUAAUAAUAAUAAUAUAAUAAUUUAUAUAACAUUUUGCACAAAUAAAUAUUUUUUCAAAUUAAUAAUAUAUUAAAUUUACAAUUCAUAUGUACGUGAUAUCUUACAUUAUAUAUUACAAAUACCUUUUUUUUUGUUUUUAACUUCAUGUUUUGUUUAAAUCAAUAAAAAUGUAAAAUUUACUAUAACUUCUUGUAAAAAUAUAUUUUAUCUUAAAUUUCGAAAGCUUUAAUUAACACUUAACUUUAUUUCUAUUGAUAAAAACAAAUUUAUAAAAAAACAACAAUUGAUUCAUCAUAAUUAGGAUGAAUUAUACACACAUUGGAUGAGUUAAUAUUUCUUAAUAGUUCGAAGUACUGAAGAUUCAUACAUGACGUCAGAUAUAUAAGCUCAUUUUAUUUAAUAAUCGAACGCCACUUAAAAUAAAUGUAUUUAUCAUGAAUAAAAAAGAUAUGUAAAACGUUAUUUCCGAUGAUCAAUCAACCGCGGGUAUUUGUUUUCGAGUCUUUGAGAUAAAACAAAUAUAUUUAUAAGCAGUAUAAUGGUAAAAUAUGCUUAUAAUAUAAAAAAAAUAUACUUUUGACAUAUAUACAAUAAUGCGACAUUUUCAAUUCUACUUAUUUAUCGAAGAAAGAAUGUUCUAUUAGAGAUCUUAAUCGAUAUAGCAUAAAAUUUCACGAGGAAUAUAUAAAUAGUCAACAAGUGAAGUCAUACCUUGACCUUCAUCGAACACUCGCUUCAUUUCUGCGUUGUAAUGUAAUGUAACUCAUGUGUCACAUGUGUUUAUGCUUACUAGACAUUGCAGACUUUUAGGUUUAUUUCAUAUUUGAAAUAUGUACAUAUGUAUACAUGGUAUAUAAAAUUUAAAUUUAUAAAAGUGCAGCGAACUCUUUCGUUAUACAUUAAUUAUCAUAACAGAUGUGAAAAACAAAUGUAUAAAAUUAAAUACGCACAAAAAAAGGCGCGUUAUAAAAUUGAAUAUAAUUUAUUUUACUGCAGUUUUAUUUUUUUUUAAAGAUUUAUCGUACGAGAGAGUCAUAUGUUGAUCAAAAUUAUUAUAGUGAAAACGAUAAAGAGUGUUUACAUUACUGCCAUAUUCGAACAAACAACACAAAUAAUCAAAUGAGAUAGCAAUAGAUUGACCUCACUCAUGACGUUGUAGCGUCACUUUAUAUAAUCUUAUUUGAUAGUCUCGUCAGUCUUUUGCAAGUCGCGGAAUUGUCACGUUCGUAGCUUAUCCAACAGUUUUCCGCAAUUAUAAAAUCAACAUAUGUAUAUUCUUAUCAAAAUCACAGAGGAGAAGAACAAUUUAACAUAUAUAUAAUGUAACAAAAUACUUUCUCGUUCAACAAGUAACACGAGCAGAAUCGCAGUUCGCCAAACAAACGAUACGGAUCUCGCUGAGUUUACCCCUUCCAGCAGCA